CUACAAGAUAGUAUUAAGAUGACUAUAUAUAAUGGAGAAGAAGUUUUUGUUAAAGGUGGCCUAGAAGUGGUUACUGCUAAUUUGCCACAGGGAGAUGACCUCUGUGGGGUUAAACAGCAUAGAGCCAACCAUAUGCAAUUCUCUGAAAUUCAAUUUCAGAAAAAUUUAACAAAUCAAAUGAGAGUUGCUAAAAGAAAAGUAAAAAGACUAAUAGAAUAUAUACUAGCUCUUUUUAAUGAAGAAAAAACUAAUGCAUUUGUAAAAAUUGAGAAAUUAUUAAAAUUACCAAAGUUUUGGUCAAAAUUACCGAAUCCUAUUACUCACCAGAAAAGUUUCAUGAUGUCAGACUUGUUUCACUUUGCUAUGUUAAUACCACAUAUUCUGAGUCACUUCCUAAGAAUUCAACAAAUUAAAGACGUUAACAUGGCUUGUAGUAUCAAAGAGUCUAUGCAUAGAUUAUUCAAAAAUUUUGUACCAUAUACAAACAAAAAGAAUAUUGAUCUUGAUCUUUUAAAACAUUAUAAUAUGCUUCAGGCAUUACAUUUCUGGCUUGAUGAAUCACCUGAUAUAAUUAAUGAUACAAAAGAUGAAGUGAAUAGUAAUUUCAAUCAAUUAGAUGCGAUUUAUUGCAAUGAUAAUCAUUUUAUAAAAAUUCGUACUCGAAAGCCUUGGAAUCUAUAUAAAGCUUAUUGUAAAAAAUUUGGAAUGCUUGCUACUUUAAAUAUGUAUAAGGUUUCGUUUUUUGAGCAUAUUAGUUAUAUUGUUGUGAAGGACAAUAAUGAGUUUUUAACAGAGGAUAAUAAAGCCAAUUGUUACAUUAAGGUUCGAGUUGGGGAUGUAGUAGAAUUAAAAGAGAUUAGCGAUUCUGACAGUAUCAUAUUUGCAUUGGUUAAG
This is a messenger RNA of Racocetra persica, 894 nucleotides long. Lineage: Eukaryota; Fungi; Glomeromycota; Glomeromycetes; Diversisporales; Gigasporaceae. The record is from the annotation of a GenBank genome assembly.